GAGCGACAUCGAAAAGAACAUCGUAAUCGGGAAGCAACGCGCAAGUGGAGCGGAGAGUUUUCCUUACGAGUCUGAGGACAAGCGCAUUUACGGAAAAUGAGUUUACCAGCGUAUACACCACAGACACCGUGUCCGUCGCCUUUCGUAUAUGGACUCUCAUUGGAAGACGUCUGCAGUGCCAAUUCCACAAGCUCAUUUCUAACUCUCGUGAGCACGUUAACUGCUUAUAGCUUCGCAAUUAACGAUCCAUGCCGGCAUAUUACACCAAUCACAAAACCCGCUACUUCUUAUGAUUUCAUUGUCGUCGGAGGUGGCGCGGCUGGAUCGGUCGUGGCCGCUAGGUUGAGCGAGAAUAAAGAUUGGAAUGUACUUCUCGUGGAAGCUGGACCAGAUGAACCAGCCGGCACCCAAGUACCAAGCAAUCUACAACUCUACCUCAACACGGAUCUGGAUUGGAGGUACAAAACUUCGAACGAAUCUCACGCUUGUCUGGCAAAUAACGGCAGCUGUUCCUGGCCAAGAGGCAAAAAUCUUGGCGGAUGCACUUCUCAUCACGGUAUGGCUUAUCAUCGAGGUCACGCAAAAGAUUAUCAAAGAUGGAUGGACAUGGGUAACGCGGGAUGGUCAUGGGAGGAUGUGUUGCCGUACUUCAAGAUGUCGGAAGACAAUAAAGAAAUUGGAAGGGUCAGCGCUAAGGAUCAUGGCACUGGAGGACCGAUGACAGUUGAAAGAUUUCCUUGGCAGCCACAAUUCGCUUGGGACGUAAUAAAGGCGGCGAAGCAAGUAGGCUUAGGAUCCACCGAAGACAUGGUGGGCGAGAAGAUCACAGGAUUCACCGUGGCGCAAACAAUUAGCAGAAAUGGCGUUAGACUUAGUGCUUCCAGAGCUUACCUGUGGCCGCAUAGAAACCGCAAAAAUCUGCACGUCGCUAUAAAUGCGACCGUGAUGAAAAUCACUACACAGAAAGUCAAUUUGAAGUUGAAAGCUACGGGAAUUGAGGUCUUUAUGAAUGGCAAGAAGCAUAUAGUAAAAGCGAAAAAAGAAGUAAUUCUUUCAGCCGGUACUAUAAAUUCGCCUCAACUGCUGCUCCUAUCGGGAAUCGGACCGAAGGAACAGUUAGAAAAAGUGAACAUUAAAACAGUUCUCGAUCUACCGGGAGUCGGUGAAAACCUUCACAACCAUGUGUCAUACGGCAUAGACUUCACUUCCAAACAAACGAAACAAAAUCUGCUAAAUAUGGACAAUGUCAAUCAAUAUAUAAACAAUCAAACCGGCCCAAUGUCGUCUACGGGUUUGGCUCAACUCACUGGAAUCUUGGCGUCUAGCUAUACUACCCCGGACGAUCCGGACAUUCAGAUCUUCUUCGCCGGCUAUCAAGCUGUUUGUGAUACAGGCGGUAGGAUCGCGGAUUUAAAUACGUACAAUAAUAAAGAGACCAUCAGAAUUACCGCCGUAAAUCUUCACUCACGCAGUAGAGGCCGAAUCACGCUUAAAUCGAAUAACGCCACGGAGCCCCCAAUCAUCUGGAGUAACGACAUGGGGCAUCCGGAGGAUAGAGCAAUUAUUUACCAAGGCAUUCAGUAUAUCUUGAAACUGACAAAGGGGAUAUCAUUAUGGAAGUAUCGUUUAAAAAUGAUGGACAACACUGUCCCGGAAUGCCAAAAAUAUAAAAAACAUAAUAAAGUUCUGACCGAGGAAUAUUGGGAUUGCCAAUGCCAAUACAAUACUCGUCCUGAAAACCAUCAAGCCGGCACUUGUAAAAUGGGCCCCUCUGACGACCCGAUGGCUGUCGUUGACCCAGGUCUUAAGGUUCACGGCAUAGAUAAUUUGAGAGUGGCUGACGCGUCCAUUAUGCCAAGGGUGGUUUCUGGUAAUCCUGUUGCUACCAUCAAUAUGAUUGGCGAGAGAGUGGUUAAAUUUAUCAAGAACGAUUACAAUAUGAUUGAUAACUGAAUAAGAACGAAAAAUACAUCUAUAUGUUUCUUCUAUUUCUAAAAAGUUAAGAAUCUCUACGUCCGUUGAUAUAUUUUGACAAGUUUUAUCUAUUUAUAAACAUGACAACUUUGUGAAAUAUUUAAUUGAAAUGUAUUGCUGUUAACAAAAUAAAUAAAUAAAUAAAUAUUCAAAUUUACAC
Molecule: messenger RNA, 2134 nt
Organism: Linepithema humile (Argentine ant)
Lineage: Eukaryota; Metazoa; Arthropoda; Insecta; Hymenoptera; Formicidae
Molecular function (GO): flavin adenine dinucleotide binding; oxidoreductase activity, acting on CH-OH group of donors
Source: RefSeq, a predicted model, not a curated record